This is a messenger RNA of Penaeus indicus, 1974 nucleotides long. RefSeq lists its product as uncharacterized. The record is from RefSeq and is a predicted model, not a curated record. Lineage: Eukaryota; Metazoa; Arthropoda; Malacostraca; Decapoda; Penaeidae. Gene Ontology annotation, cellular component: plasma membrane. Gene Ontology annotation, biological process: cGMP biosynthetic process; receptor guanylyl cyclase signaling pathway; intracellular signal transduction. Gene Ontology annotation, molecular function: adenylate cyclase activity; guanylate cyclase activity; peptide receptor activity. Bases 1 to 1974 code for a protein of 657 amino acids. The transcript has 10 exons.
AUGUGUAGCUUUGGUCGCACGCCCGAGCGGCCCUCCCUCGGCCUUGGCUGUUGUGGCUUCUUAGUCCAGAUCAGCACGGGCCUGGGCAACGUGACGGAGGCGCUGCAGUCGGAGCGCGCCGAGAUCGCCUUCUACCUGUUCACCAACGGCUCUGUCAUCCGGAGGAACCUGUCGGAGCACUUCGCCUACACCAACUCCCUCAUCGACAACCUCAAGUGGCCCAAGUUCCGCAUCGAGGACCCGCUUUUCAAGAACAAGAUCCUGUUCCGCAUCCGCCUCGACGACUUCCGGGACAAGAUCACCAAGUUCGACACGCCAUCUAUUGACGCCGGGAUAAAGUUCUACAACAGGGCGAACUAUAUCUUUCUGGACCAGGUCACUGACUACAUAAAAUAUACGGCUUUAGCAAACUAUAUCAUGCUACUGACUACAAAAAAUUAUAUCUGUGUCCACAAAUACCGUGCCACUGACCACAAACGUAUUUGCCACCGACUACAAAACAUGUGUCUCCUACGAUCCUCGAAAAUCACAGGCUUCCCCCCACACCCACAGCUGACUCGGGAGAUCAAGGAGAAGGACAGCUCGGGCGUGUGGCGGCCGCUGCUCGCCUACAAGAACCUGAUCCGCGCCAUCGAGCACCUGGGCAUCUCCAUGGUGUUCGGCGAGGAGUACUUCGGCAGGGGCGACCUCGACCACACCUCCUACCUCAACUUCGUCACCAACGACGCGCUCGGACAAGAUUUCCUCAAUGCUAGUAAGAGCUUCGCCUACUGGAUCAAGGACAGGUACCUCCAGCUGCAGCAGACAUACCCCUGGUACUCGAACAUCACGCGCCGACGCCAGGAAAUCAUCAACAGGGUCAAGAUCGAGCCCGACUUCGACAAGGCCACCGAGUACUUCUACGCCAUGCUGGGCUACCUGGACGCCCUGCAGAAGAUCCAGUACGAGAUCCGCACUAGGAUCGAGGAGACCAUUCUGUCGGAGGUGACGUCGUCCAACAGCCACGUGGUGGUGGGCAUCGCCAUACUGGCUGUUGUGCUCCUCAUUUCGCCUGUCAUCAUCGUCCUCGUCAGGAUGGUGACGAGGACAUUACAGGCCUUCACGGAGACCCUGCAGUACAAGACGUACGAGCUGCGCUACGAGAAGAAGCGCUCGGACAAGCUGCUGUACCAGAUGCUUCCGCCGACGGUCGCUCAGCAGCUGAAGCAGAGGAAGCAGGUGUCGGCCGAGACGUACGAGUCGGUGACCAUCUACUUCAGCGACAUCGUGGGCUUCACGGAGCUGGCUUCGGAGAGCACGCCCAUGCAGGUGAUCUCGCUGCUGAACGCCCUCUACAAGAUGUUCGACUCGAGGAUUGAGCUCUACGAAGUCUACAAGAUCGAGACGAUCGGCGACGCGUACAUGGUGGCCUCGGGGCUGCCGCAGCGGGGAGAAGGCAAGGACCACGCGGCCGAGAUCGCCUCCAUGGCCCUGGACCUCCUGCACGCCACCGAGAACUUCGUGGUGCCGCACAUGCCCGGCGAGCGCCUGCAGAUCCGCAUCGGCAUCAACACGGGCCCCGUGGUGGCGGGCGUCGUGGGCUCCAAGAUGCCGCGCUACACCCUCUUCGGCGAGUCCGUCAACAUCGCCUCCAAGAUGGAAUCCACCGGCCUGCCCUUCAAGAUCCACAUCACGGCGUCGACCAAGGAGGCCCUGGACAAGGUGGGAGGAUUCAUCAUGAAACUCCGCGGCGAGAUGGAAAUUAAGGGUAAGGGCUCCAUGGAGACGUACUGGCUCAUCGGGAAGCACGGGAAGCUGCCCGAGCGCCGCGUCGAGUCCGACCGCGAGGAGGAGAUCGACGUCAUGGCCGAGAACCCGCACACGGACGCCCGCAGGAAGCAGCGGAAGGCGCAGAAGAAGAAGGAGAGGGAGAACAAGGAGAAGUCCACGGUGCGCAGGGCCAUCGACUCCAUCAAGGAGCAUCUGCCCAAGUGA